UUUAAUGAGCGUUGACAGAAGCUUGUGUCUCGUCUCGUAAAAAAAUCAACGUGAGGCAGAUCAGUGAGAUAGUAGAAAUAGAUCUUGCUUUUUGCUACAACCCACAAUCUAUACCAGCUAGCUACAAGACCUCAAUCCACUAUCAUAUUUCACAGCCAAGGCCAAAGCGAAGAUUUCUCUAAGCAGAAAUGGCGAAAGUAGUCCUUCUCCUGGCAAUCAAAAAGCUAAAACAGUUAACUUUGGCUGAAGAAACAACAGCUUACAACGAAAUCAGAAAGUUAAUUCAAUAUCUGGAGGAUUUGCAACAGAAGAUAACAACAGAGAUUCAGCUGCCCAGUGACAGAGUGAGGGAAGUUGUAGCCCUAGUUUAUCGCAUCGAGGAUGAAAUAGAAAAUUCUGCAACAUCCAAGUCUGGGAAAUCAUCGUCUAGAAUGUGUUUAUUGGGCUUCAAUAUUCUCUCUAGCAGACAUCGUGACGCUAUCCAGAUACCGGACAACUCAGAGGUUACAAGAUUGUGUACCAAGAUCAAACGUCUUUCUUCGAUGGUUGUCUUGCAGCGCGGGGUCUCAGAAGACAACCCUGAAAGCAGAAUUAGCCAGGACAACCGCUGUCAACGACAAUCAAUCGUCGUCGGAAAACCCUUUGGGUUGGAGGAAGAGAAGGAGCAGAUUUUAAAAGCUUUGUUGGAUACAUCAAACAGCUUCCAAGCCAUUCUAAUAUGGGGUUUCAGAGGCACAGGAAAGAGAACUCUUGCUCGUGCAAUAUACGAUGACCCCCGCGUUGUUGAAGAGUUCGACAAGAUCAUCCAGAUCCCUGUAUCUGAAAACUUUGAUUUCAGAUCUGCUCUUUACCUCGUCCUCGCAUCUUUUGAGGAUCCUAAAAUGAAGUUUGACCAUUUGCAAACAGAAAAUUUGAUAGAACGUGUGCGCCAGCAUUUAGAAAAUUCUAGGAGCUUAGUUCUUCUGGAAGACGUCAGCUCAAUUGAGGAUUGGGAGAGACUGCGUAAGGCUAUGGGAGCUAAGCGCAGCAGCAUAGUGAUUACAACUCGAGCAAGAGAAGUGGUGGACCUGAUUCCGGCAGCUUACAUGUAUAAAAAGAGGCCUUUAACAGAAGAAAACAGCUGGAAGCUGCUUAAGGCAGAAUGGUCGAAGAUAUAUGCAGGUAUGUUAGGUUACAACCAAAAGAGAUUAAGCACGAUAAGUAUUACUACCAAGAAAAGGAACAAAUAAAAUAAAAGCACGAUA
Nicotiana tabacum (common tobacco) is the source of this 1244-nucleotide messenger RNA. Lineage: Eukaryota; Viridiplantae; Streptophyta; Magnoliopsida; Solanales; Solanaceae. The record is from RefSeq and is a predicted model, not a curated record.